GCUGGCAGCCGUCAGCUAGCCCGAGCUUUUCCAUUCCCAGCUGACAGAGCCGAGUGGUCGGCUCCGUAUUUAUUGGGACGGGGGUUCCCUUCCCCUUCCGUCCUCGCAAGCCAUCCGGACGAUCCCCGAUCCCCGAGCACACUCGACGUCGACUCCUCGACUCCCAACUCCCAAGUCCAUGGAAGCUGCGGCGGCGAAGCCCGUCCUCCGCGUGGCCGCCAUCUGCGGCUCCCUCCGCAAGACCUCCUUCAACCGCGGCCUCCUCCGCGCCGCCGCGGAGGUGUGCGAGGACUCCAUCCCGGGGCUGCGCGUCGACCAGCUCGACAUCUCCGACCUCCCCAUCAUCAACACCGACCUCGAGACCGACGGCGGCUUCCCGCCCGCAGUCGAGGCCUUCCGCGCCAAGGUCUGCCAGGCCGACUGCUUCCUCUUCGGCGCGCCCGAGUACAACUACUCCAUCGCAACCCCCCUGAAGAAUGCACUUGACUGGGCAUCUAGAGGAAAGAACUGUUGGGCAGACAAACCUGCUGCGAUUGUCAGUGCAGGAGGUGGCUUUGGAGGAGGGAGAUCACAGUACCAUCUCCGUCAGGUUGGGGUAUUCUUGGACCUUCAUUUCAUCAACAAGCCAGAACUGUGCGUCCAAGCAUUUCAGCAGCCACCAAAGUUUGACAAUGAUGGAAAUCUGAUUGACGAUCAAAUCAGGGAGAGGCUGAAGCAAGUGCUCUUAUCCCUUCAAGCCUUCACACUCAGGCUCCAGAAGGACUGAAUCAACUCAGGACCCUUGCAGUCUGUGCUUCCCUUAAGAAGUGUUUAUGACUUCAGUGUAUCACAUACCAUGCUUGGGAUUGGGACCUGUAAUGCAUUGUGGACAGCCUGAAAAUUGUAAUAAACCCCUGGAGAAAUAUUCUCCUUUUAUGCAGAUUAUUGAAGAUUGGACCACAUCUGAACAUUCUAAAUAUUGUGUUUACCUUUCCCAGAGACUUGACA
Messenger RNA from Setaria italica (foxtail millet), 987 nucleotides. RefSeq names its product probable NADPH:quinone oxidoreductase 1. The transcript is spliced from 3 exons. Gene Ontology annotation, cellular component: cytosol. NCBI's taxonomy places the organism in Eukaryota, Viridiplantae, Streptophyta, Magnoliopsida, Poales, Poaceae. The coding region runs from base 179 to 766 and encodes 195 amino acids. Gene Ontology annotation, molecular function: oxidoreductase activity; FMN binding. The record is from RefSeq and is a predicted model, not a curated record.